AGGGACGCGUCGGUCCUCGUUGGUCUUUGUUCCACAUUGUAAAAGGUCGUGGUCUCCACAGUGGACCUCCUCCAUCUUCACCAUGUCUCUUCCCCACCCAUCUGCAACUAUGACGACCAUCGUCCAUGAUACAACAGAGGCGUUGUGUCUCUCUACUGAAUACAACCUGUACCUCAAGCCCAUUGCCAAAAUUACCGUCAGUGUGGCCCUGCCCCAGCUCAAGCUUCCAGGCAAGAGCAUCUCCAACUGGGAGGUAAUGGAGAGAGUGAAGGCGAUGGUGGCUCCGGAGCAGUUCUCAGCCCUCCGGAUUUCCAAGAGCACCAUGGACUUCAUCCGCUUUGAGGGAGAGGUGGAGAACAAGACGGUGGUCAAGAGCCUGUUGAGCCGUCUGGAUGUGAAGUGCAUCAAGCUCAGUGGAUUUACUGAUGUACUGAAGGUUCGCGCAGUAGAGAACAAGGUCGACUUCCCCACACGUCACGACUGGGAUUCAUUUUUCCGCGACGCCAAGGACAUGAAUGAGACGCUGCCGGGAGAGAGACCUGACACCAUCCACCUGGAGGGGCUUCCUUGCCGCUGGUUCAACCAGAAGGACAGUCAGUUUCCCGACCGGCCCUCUGAAGAGGUCCUCAUUUCUGUCUUUGAGACUUUUGGCAAGGUGCGACAUGUUGACAUCCCCAUGCUGGACCCAUACAGAGAGGAAAUGCUGGACAAGAACUUCAAUACGUUCAGCUUUGGGGGUCACCUGAACUUCAUGGCCUACGUUCAGUACCAGGAAUAUUGCGGCUUCACCAAGGCCAUGGACACUCUGCGCGGCAUGAAGCUGAUGCUCAAAGGAGACGAUGGGAAGGCGGUGGCUUGUAACAUCAAGGUGACCUUCGACACCAGCAAGCACCUGAGUGAGUUAGCUCUGAAGAGGAGAAACCUGGAGAGGAUGAAGCUACAGGAGCUGGAGCGGCAGAGAGAGGAGCAGAAACGACGGGAGAAAGAGGAGGAGGAGCGUCGUAAGGAGGAGGAGAGGAAACACAAGGAGCAGGAAGAAGAGGAGAAGGAGAAGAGGAAGGAUGAGAGGCUGCGGAAGCGAGAGCAGAAGAUUCAGGAGAAGGAGCAGAAGCGUAACGUAAAGAAGAUGAGGCGUCAGCAGGAGGAAGAGCAGAAGAAGCUGCAGAUGAGGAUUGCGAUGGAGGAGAGGAGGCUCCUGCUGGCUCAGCGCAACCUGGAAUCUAUACGGCUUAUUGCGGAGUUGCUGGCCAAGGCCAAGGCCCUGAAGCAGCAGCAGCAGGAGAAAGAGAGGGCUGAACGCGAGGAACAGGAAAGGCAGGAGCAGGCUCAGCAGAAGGAGGAACUAGCCCGACUUCAGAAGCUGGAAGCGUGCAGACGCAAGCAAGAGGAGGAGCUUCGCAGGGUGGAGGUGGAGAAGCAGCGAGCACUGGAGCUCCAGCGUAGAGAGAAGGAGCUAAGGGAGAAACUGCUUUGCAACAUGUUGAAGAAGAGCAAUGACAGAACCACUAAACCUCCAGGGACGCAGGACCAGGACAGCCCUGUACCGACCGAGGAGGUCUCUGCUCCUGGCGGCACUGAUGUGAUGUUGGGGGCUCUGGAGCGGGUGAACGGAGGAAAGUCAGCUGAGAGCAAAGAGAAACAUCUGAAAAACAGAGCAAUGCAGGAGAAGAGAGGAGCGCAGGACAAGAAGAAGAAGAGCCGAGAGGGAAAGAAGAAGAAGAAGGAGGAGGAGUUGGCGAGGAGCAGGUACGGCAGGGAGCAAGCAAGGGACCAGGACCAGGACCACUCCCACAGAGAGAGGAGUUCCCGCAGCCGGGAGAGGAGGAGGAGGCGCUCCAACAGCAAUAGCAGAAGGAGGAGGAGCUCCAGUCGCCACAGGAGGAGCUCCAGUCGCCAAAAAAGGAGCUACAGUCACAACGGUAGCAGGAAGCGCAGCCAUAGCGGCAGGAGCACAAGCUCGAGUAGAGACAGGAGCAGGAGCACUAGUGGGAGGAGUUACAGCAAGGGGAGGAGCCACAGACACGGUCACCGUAGAAACAGCAGAGCCGGUUCAAGGGGCAGCAACACAAGUAAAGACGGGAGGAGUCACAGUCAUAACAGACAAAGAUACAGGAGACACAGCAACAGUAGAGACAGGAGCCAUUCCAGACGACGCUAAACUCAGCGGCGUCGUCUGUGUCUUUGAUAUUUUAAGAUAUUUUUGGUCCGUAAGUUAAGCAAUGUGGUUCUGCACCAGAUAGCGAAAGGACAAAUUCGAUAAGUCAAAGAGAAUCAUGUAUGCAUACCAUAUACAAUGGGGCGCAGGAAUGUUCGACAACUUGAAGUAUUUCGGGCCCCAUUGUAUGUGAAAGGCAUGGAAGAUGCGAGUCAGUCUACGUAGCUGCUUUUAUUGUUUUAGCAAUUUUUUUCUUCACAUUUCAUUUUUUUGCAGACAAUUUAUUUGUUCAGAUAUUCAGACUUUAAAAUCAGGUCAGUUAGUUGCUUCUGAAAUACUUUUUAUCUUCUUCACAUCCUAAUAGCCAUCAAACGAUGCAGUUGUCCAAAAAGGAAAAAAGAAGGUCUCCGGGGCCCUCACAGGACAAUUAAACCAAUCAUUUUAUUUGGACCGAAUGAAAUGAUUGGCUGGAGAACUUCUGUGUCACAAACCAACCUGCAUGCCUGUGCCAUGACCGCACUCUUCAGCCGGAGAGACGAACACCACUGGAGCAGAGAGUCACAGAGAAGUUAGCUUCUAGCAUUUGUCCGGCAGUUGCAUGUUCAUAUGUUUAUGGAGCACCUCUUCGAUGAGCAGGUCGAUCGGGGGGUUGAUUUAUCGGUUGCAUUUUUCUUAGUCUUCUCUUAUGACAAAAAAAUUCAAGUUUACUUUCUGGUUUCAUGAGAAUGUUGCUCUUUGCAGAGUGACAUUUUUUUGGUUAUUCAUCAGUCAUUUGUUGUGAAGUACACGAAAACUCAACUCUUAAAAUUUGGUUCCGAUUUAGUGAUCCUCCAUACUCACCAAUUACCUUUUUAUAUCUCCAGUUUUGUGCAUGUUUAACUUAGCUAGAGAGUUUCUUGUACCUGAUCUGUUCCUCGUGGCUGCCACUGCUGUGGAAGACUUACCAGUUAACUGAGGGACACUGAUGAACGGCAGCUUCUCAAUUAGUGUGACGGUUCAGAAGGCUGAAAGACUCGUACCUCUGUGAUCUACUGAUGUUAUUGCGACGCGUUCAGCUGCUUGAUAAACACGCAACUACAACCCUGGACAGUAUUUUUUUGAUAAUCAAGUGAUUUCAAUUAAAAAAGACUGAUCUCAGUUUACUUUUUAAUUUCAGAAUUUUUGUAAGAGCUUGUUUGAAAGGAAAAAGUGAGGAGUCUGUGUCUGAAAUCCCUCCCUAUUUACCAUAUUGUUCUCCACCUCCUAUUGCCCUCUGACAUUUUGAGUGUCCACAUUAUGUAUGGGUAAGGAGGGAUUUUCAGACACAGCUUUUAAUUUUUAUCUUAAGUAACCUGACUCAGGAAGCAGUGCACUCCCUCUUUCCUUGAUCAAAUAUCUUUAAUGCAAGCGCUGCAUUUGACUUUUUCGUUUGUUUUCUUUAAGGUUCAGAACAAAGUUUUUUUUUUAAUUUUCUUUUUUUCGGAAACCAGCCUCUGGGAUUCAGGUCAAACCAGCUCAGUACAAAUGAGAUGUUGAGACGUAACUCCUGCUCACGUUCUUAUACUGGAUACGAUUCUUUAGCUCUAGUCGCUGUACAGACUUUUCUUGAAACUGGAUUUGAGGGCGGGAGAAGUCAGUCUCACUUUUGUCACAUUACAUUAUGAGAAGUCAGUCUCACUUUUGAUGACAUUUGUACUUUGACAUAGUGACUUGUGAUAGAAAAGCCCAUUUUCAUCUGUGUAUAUGCUCAUGAGCCACUACAGAAUGUCUUGCAUACAUGUGGUUAUAAUAAAAAAUCC
Messenger RNA from Limanda limanda (common dab), 3933 nucleotides. It is a transcript of the gene akap17a, whose product is annotated as A kinase (PRKA) anchor protein 17A. The record is from RefSeq and is a predicted model, not a curated record. Bases 83 to 2158 code for a protein of 691 amino acids. Gene Ontology annotation, molecular function: nucleic acid binding. The transcript has 7 exons. Lineage: Eukaryota; Metazoa; Chordata; Actinopteri; Pleuronectiformes; Pleuronectidae.